AGCUUGUGACUGAGAAACCAGUAACCUCCUCCCAGAUGAUGACAUGAACUUGUUAGUUCCUCUGUCCAUUGUAGUGGAUGAUAUGUUGUGAAAAUCCAUUAGAAACGAUGCACUAAUCAGUCAUGUUUACAUAGAAACAACGCGCCGCGAGGCUUUGCUUGUGAGACUUGCGGUCACGUGAGUGGGUUGUGGGCGGAGCUUGGUAAGGUCCAUUAUCACUUCCAGGAAACGAUUGACAUGAUGCCGGCUCCGCCCCCAUGCAGACGUGGAUCCAAUCAUUCCAGGGUAUUUGUCAGCCACUGACCAAUCAGCAAUUUGUCAGGAAGUGUACGUCCUUUAUGAACCGACUUUGACGAUAUUGACAGUGUUUAUCAUAGACAUAAUAUAAGGGUAGACGCCGCAUUGGCCGCUCCGGCGCAGGAAAUACGGCGGCCAUCUUAGAGCGGUAAACCCUCGUACUUUGCUGAACCAAAACAACAGAAGAUGCCUCAGUUCUGCUCGGCUUAUUCGUGUUUAAAUCUACGAACUGUUGAUGUCAGGGACCGGGGGAUAACUUUUCACAAGUUUCCAAAAGAUAAAGAGAGGAGGAAGAGGUGGGAAAUAGCUUUGAGGAGGGAUGGAUUCACUGCAAGUGAUUCAUCUGUACUAUGCAGUGAGCAUUUCAAAACGGAGGAUUUUGACAAAACAGGUCAGAUUGUCAGACUGAGAGCUGAUGUGAUACCAUCAAUUUUCAGCUUCCCAGUUCACCUUCAAAGAGUUGAAAACUACAGAACUACAAUAACCUCCACAAAAGCCCAAAGUAGUGAGUAUGUGGCCUCUCAAGAUGACCCAGAAACUUGUAGUUCAGACCUGCAACCUCAGUCUAAUGAUGAUCAUUGCUAUGCUUUGCCAGCUUCUCUUACCGCUGUCACUGCAAAACAUAAGAGAGCGUUGGCAAGAGUGGAAUAUCUGGAGCGGGACAAGAAUAUAAUAUUCCAUCAGAGCGUCAGGUGGCUGGAAUAACAACCCAUCAGCAUGCCAGUUCCAGGCCAUCUUCCGCCGGCUGAUGGUUCGGUGUGGGGUUACACCCAGUGAGACUGGCAAUGUGGCAGCACAAGACAACACCGUGUCCCUGUCUGCUGUUGAAAUGUCCUCUCCUGAAUCUAAUGAAGAGCAUCCCUGUCCUUUUGCUAGGAUUUCAGCCAUUCUGGACGACCACAGCUAUCUUCCGACCAAGUUUGGUGGUCUGGUAGGAAAUGCCUUGGUUUACAUAUCUGGAUUUGUUGUGAGGCAGAUUCUGCGUAAACUAACCUGUGACCCAUGUCGAGUCAGUUUGAUUCAAGAUGCCACACCGUCUUCAUUUGAUGAGAACUACCAUCUUCUCACUUUGAAAAAUAAUGGCGGGUUAGUGAUUCCCUCACAAGGCGUAGUGAAGGUGGUGAGAGCUGCAGAGAGGGUGAUUCGUGGUGCUUCACCAAACCAUCCUCCUAAGCUGUCCGCCGUCACAUACAUAGUCCGUGAAGACAUUGGAACAGAAGAUGUUUUCCAGCUUGGGGAACACACUCAGGAGACACAAUUUGGCAUUGACAAUCACCAUUCUGACUUGCUGUCAUUGGUUGUGUCUGUGUUUCUGAAGAUAAGGAUGCACCACAUUGCAAAAGUCACAUGUCUUGGUUUGCAGAAAGGCAACACCAGAAAAAAGCUCUGCAAAACUGUCCUAUUUCAAGGCUAUUAGAUUGUGUAAAAAUGUAAUGAAUAUGUAAAUAUUGUUGUCAC
This is a messenger RNA of Xiphophorus maculatus (southern platyfish), 1755 nucleotides long. Its product is annotated as THAP domain-containing protein 6-like. Lineage: Eukaryota; Metazoa; Chordata; Actinopteri; Cyprinodontiformes; Poeciliidae. The record is from RefSeq and is a predicted model, not a curated record. Bases 484 to 1002 code for a protein of 172 amino acids. The transcript has 5 exons.